AUGUCUCAAUCCCUUCGACCCUACCUCCAGGCUGUCCGGAGCAGUUUAACGGCCGCCCUGACGCUGUCCAACUUCGCUUCUCAAACCGCCGAACGACACAAUGUCCCCGAGAUCGAGGCGCAAAGCUCCCCCGAAGUCCUCCUGACCCCCUUGACCAUCGCCCGAAACGAGAAUGAGCGAGUCCUGAUCGAGCCGAGCAUCAACUCCGUGCGCAUAUCCAUCAAGAUCAAGCAGGCCGACGAGAUCGAACACAUCCUAGUCCACAAGUUCACCCGUUUCCUAACACAGAGAGCCGAGUCUUUCUUCAUCCUGCGGAGAAAGCCCAUUAAGGGAUACGACAUUUCGUUCUUGAUUACCAACUUCCACACUGAGGAGAUGCUGAAGCAUAAGCUGGUGGACUUUAUCAUUCAAUUUAUGGAAGAAGUCGACAAGGAGAUUUCGGAGAUGAAGCUCUUUUUGAACGCCAGAGCUAGAUUCGUUGCUGAAUCUUUCCUGACUCCGUUCGAUUAA
This is a messenger RNA of Colletotrichum higginsianum IMI 349063, 510 nucleotides long. Its product is annotated as Actin-related protein 2/3 complex subunit 4. Lineage: Eukaryota; Fungi; Ascomycota; Sordariomycetes; Glomerellales; Glomerellaceae. Gene Ontology annotation, cellular component: Arp2/3 protein complex; actin cytoskeleton. Gene Ontology annotation, biological process: actin filament polymerization; Arp2/3 complex-mediated actin nucleation. Bases 1 to 510 code for a protein of 169 amino acids. The transcript has 5 exons. The record is from RefSeq and is a predicted model, not a curated record. Gene Ontology annotation, molecular function: actin filament binding.